Messenger RNA from Lucilia sericata (common green bottle fly), 3089 nucleotides. Its product is annotated as glutamate receptor ionotropic, kainate 2-like. Gene Ontology annotation, cellular component: plasma membrane; postsynaptic membrane. The coding region runs from base 223 to 2982 and encodes 919 amino acids. Gene Ontology annotation, biological process: modulation of chemical synaptic transmission; monoatomic ion transport; synaptic transmission, glutamatergic. NCBI's taxonomy places the organism in Eukaryota, Metazoa, Arthropoda, Insecta, Diptera, Calliphoridae. Gene Ontology annotation, molecular function: transmitter-gated monoatomic ion channel activity involved in regulation of postsynaptic membrane potential; glutamate-gated receptor activity. The transcript is spliced from 14 exons. The record is from RefSeq and is a predicted model, not a curated record.
CUUUUAGUUGAUCACGAACUCUUUAAGAGAACUGUUGUUUAUAUAGAAAACGGAAAAUUUAGUGUUCAAAUUUAAUAAACGAGAAACAACACGUUCACAAUUGUUGUUAGUGUGCCACACACAACAAAAUUAAAAAUAGAUUUCAAUAUUUUUUGAGACACAUUAAAAGAAAAAAUAUGUUUUUAUAAAAAAGAAAACAAACAAAAGUUUUCCAAUUUAAAAAUGCAUUUAAGAAAUUUAAAUAUUUUGCUUUUAAUUUUAUUACUUGUAAUACAACCUAUAAAAUGUUACGAAUCUAGAGAUAAUUUUGAUAUUUCACCGGUUGAACCUAAUUAUCAUAUACCUAUAGGUCUCAUUACUGAUGUUAAUUCCGAAAUGUUAAGGCAAACUUUUGAUUAUGCUAUAUCGGUUAUAAAUUCUGACUUGAGUGUUCCAUUAAUGGGUUAUCAGGAAGAAAUCGAUUAUGGCAAUACUUUGCAGGGUUUCAAUCGUUUGUGUAAAUUAAUGCAGACUGGUGUGGGGGCCGUGUUUGGACCCACUGCCAAACAUACGGGAACACAUCUUAUGAACGUCUGCGAUAGUAAAGAUCUACCCUAUGUCUACUCACAUAUGAGUGAUGCUAUAGAAGGUUUUAAUCUCCAUCCACAUCCAUUGGAUAUUGCCAAAGCUUUAAAUGCCAUAAUUACGGAAUUUGAAUGGACUCGUUUUAUAUUUCUCUAUGAAAAUUCGGAAUAUUUGAGUAUUUUAAAUGGUUUAAUGUCAUUUUAUGGUACUAAGGGACCCAUAAUAUCGGUAAUGCGUUAUGAUUUAAAUUUGAACGGUAAUUUUAAAUCGGUUUUGAGAAGAGUACGCAAAUCGGUGGAUAGUAGAAUUGUGGUAGUGGGUUCUACGACCUCGGUGGCGGAAUUAUUGAAACAGGCCCAACAAGUUGGCAUUAUUAAUGAGGAUUAUAAAUACAUUAUUGGUAACUUAGAUUUUCAUACCUUUGAUCUGGAAGAAUACAAGUACAGUGAAGCAAAUAUUACCGGUUUUCGUUUGUUCUCGGCCGAACAACCCGAGGUACAAAAUCUUAUGCUAGAAUUGGGUUUUAUAGAUGAAAUCGAAGAGAAUGAAAUGAUAACAAAUGGUUCCUGUCCCAUUACCACCGAAAUGGCUUUAAUAUAUGAUGCAGUUAUAGCAUUUGCCGAGACCACAAAACAUAUACAUUACAUGCCUCAAGCUUUAAAUUGUUCCGCCUUUUCGGACAAUGUUCAGGAAGAUGGUUCUACGUUUAAGAAUUACAUGAGAUCGCUCUUAAUCGACAAAAAUACCUUAACCGGUCGCAUAUUUUUCGAGGGUACUGUCCGCAAAGGUUUUACGCUGGAUGUAAUAGAGCUGCAAUCAACGGGCCUGGUUAAGGUGGGAACAUGGGAGGAUAAUAAAAAUUUCACUUUUCAAAGACCUCCCCAGGUUAAGAUCAUUUUGGAUACAGAUGAUAAUUCCAUGGUUAAUAAGACUUUUCGCGUGUUAAUAGCAGUUCCGAAUAAACCAUAUGCCAGUUUGGUGGACAGUCAUAAAAAGUUAGAUGGUAAUGCUCAAUAUGAGGGUUAUAGCAUAGAUCUAAUUAAGGAAUUGGCUGAUAAAUUAGGUUUUAAUUUUACCUUCAUUAACGGCGGCAACGAUUAUGGUUCCUUUAAUAAGACCACUAAUGUAACAACGGGCAUGUUAAAGGAAAUUGUGGAAGGGCGUGCCGAUUUAGCUAUAACCGAUUUGACUAUAACCUCGGAAAGAGAAGAAGUCAUUGAUUUUUCUAUACCUUUUAUGAAUUUGGGUAUCGCUAUAUUAUAUCUGAAACCUCAAAAGGGUGAACCCACUACUUUUUCCUUCAUGGACCCCUUUUCAAAACAAGUUUGGAAAUAUUUAGGUAUUGCUUAUUUGGGGGUUUCCAUAUGCUUUUUCAUAUUGGGUAGACUCUCGCCCACCGAAUGGGAUAAUCCCUAUCCUUGUAUAGAAGAACCGGAAGAAUUGGAAAAUCAAUUUACCAUAAAUAAUUCUUUGUGGUUUACAACGGGCGCUUUUCUGCAGCAGGGUUCGGAAAUAGCACCAAAAGCUUUGUCAACCCGUACUGUAGCCGCUAUUUGGUGUUUCUUCACACUCAUUAUGGUGUCAUCUUAUACCGCUAAUUUAGCUGCCUUUUUGACAAUUGAAAACCCCACCAAGGUUUUAGAAAAUGUUAAAGAUUUGGCCGAUAAUAAGGGUGGUGUACAAUAUGGAGCGAAGCGUACUGGUUCCACUAGAAAUUUCUUUUUAACCUCCGAGGAAGAAAUCUAUAAGAAAAUGAAUGAAUAUAUGCUGGAAAAUCCUCACUUAUUGACCGAAACAAAUUUAGAGGGUGUACAACGUGUGGUUAACAGUGAUGUGGCCAGUGGUUCUACUUAUGCUUUCCUAAUGGAAUCCACUUCCAUUGAAUAUAAUAUCGUGAGAGAGUGUAUGCUGCAAAAGGUAGGAGAACCUUUGGAUGAGAAAGGUUAUGGUAUUGCUAUGGUGAAAAAUUGGCCAUAUCGUGAUAAAUUUAAUAAUGCUUUAUUGGAACUACAGGAACAGGGUGUUUUAGCACAAUUAAAACAAAAAUGGUGGAAUGAAGUGGGUGCUGGGGUGUGUAAUGCCAAAAAUGAUGGUGGCAUGGUUAGUGCUUUGGAUUUUGCUAAUUUGGAAGGUAUCUACUACGUUCUAAUUGUAGGCAGUACCAUAUCUAUGUGUUAUGGUAUUAUUCUAUGGUGUUUUAAUGUCAAUAAAAAGGCUCGUUACUAUGAUGUUCCCUUCCGCGAUGCCCUAACUGAAGAAUUUAAAGUGUUGAUUGAUUUUACCAAUAAUGUGCGAAUGUUGAAAAGUGCUCAUUCUGUAUAUUCGCGAAGUCGUCACUCAUCUUUGGAUUCUUUUGAAACGGAUUCCGGUGAAGAAAGUGAAGAUGCAAGUAUGGAAGAAGAUAGUGAAGAAAAUUAAAACAUUUGAAAGAAAAACUUUUAAUUUAAUAAAUUGUAUUUAAUAUUUAAAAUUUACUAAAGAAAAACUAUAAUAAAAAUAACUUAAAAAUAAAAGCUUUCUGUCUC